AUGAAGCUCUCUUCCAGCUUCAUUUUGCCAUUGCUGGCCAGUACAGCUUGUGCCACAUCAGAUUCCGCCCGUGCCUACAUAUUCGAAGGCCAACAAUGGCCAAAUAAUCUAGCAUCACCUCCAGCUCUUUCCCCUAAUGAAGCACGCCUCGUCCUCGCACAACGAUUGGGAGUAUCACAAUUUCAUGAUGUUGGAUCGGUCGGCAGCAGUGCCAUUAAGUAUAUCAACAAGUUUGGAGGACAAAUAAAAUCAUUGUUCGAGGAUGCGCCAAAGAACAGUGCGGCUGAGUUGGUUAUGAUUGUUGAGGGUGUAUUAGAGGGAACGGCCGGAUCACUAUCAGAUGCUUGGUCUUCUAUACAACCAGCAUUUACAAUCUCAAAUCCACCUUCAGUUAGGACGACACAGAAAUUGGCAGAUGAUUUGGAGUCACAGGUCGGAGAGGCAAAGAAAUGCUCUUUUGACGAUGCUAUCAAUCCAUUCGCAGACAGAUGCUGGAAUGGAAAGUCGAAGAUCAUGCACGUUGACUUAAAUAGACAACCAAAGAAUAAGGAUUUCAUCAACGCAUCUUUCGAACGCUUAACCAAAUUCGCCUCCAAAGCAGAAAUGAAUGUACUCGUCAUCCUCAUGCCCGAAUCUCGCAGAGGCAGUGGAUCUUACGGCUCUUACGUUAGACCUUCACAAAAGAAGCUUUCUAGCAGACAACAAUUUGAAGAACCAAUGGCUGAGUUCGUCGAUCACCAAGCACAAACACAAGAAGCCCCGAGCUCUAAUUCUUCCCACAAUAACAAUACUUUCAUUAAGACAACUCUUCCUGUCUGCCACGCCUCUUUGGACUCUUGUAUCUCCUCCACCAACAACUGCUCAUCAAUGGGUGCUUGCUAUAAGAAAUACACAUCCCAAUCCGGCGAUUGCUUCGCCUGCAGAUGUGGUGCCGAUUCGGGACGUGGAGGGUCUGCUUGUCAAAAAUCAGAUAUCAGCGGUCCUUUCUGGUUGAUCUUCAUCUCUAGUCUCGUCCUGGUCGGGCUUGUUUCCUGGGGAAUUGGCAUGUUGUAUAGCAUCGGUGAUGAACAAUUACCUGGUGUUAUUGGUGCUGGUGUUUCUUCCGGCAAGGGAAGAUGA
This is a messenger RNA of Sclerotinia borealis F-4128, 1119 nucleotides long. NCBI's taxonomy places the organism in Eukaryota, Fungi, Ascomycota, Leotiomycetes, Helotiales, Sclerotiniaceae. The record is from the annotation of a GenBank genome assembly.